Molecule: messenger RNA, 1900 nt
Organism: Polistes canadensis
Lineage: Eukaryota; Metazoa; Arthropoda; Insecta; Hymenoptera; Vespidae
Gene: L2HGDH
Product: L-2-hydroxyglutarate dehydrogenase, mitochondrial
Exons: 8
Coding region: 183-1523 (446 amino acids)
Molecular function (GO): (S)-2-hydroxyglutarate dehydrogenase activity; (S)-2-hydroxy-acid oxidase activity
Source: RefSeq, a predicted model, not a curated record
UCUUUUACGCGAAAGAGAAGAGGAAAGUGGUUUCUGAUGCGUGUGCGUACGUCAUCGUUAAAUUGAACAUGCAACAGAACCAUACGUGAAAAUAUGUGAAAUUCUAAAUUAGGUUUAAAAAAAAACUAUAAUUUCUUGCUGAUUGGACAUAACAUCAAAUUCAUAGGAAGGAAAAAAUAAAAAUGACAAGCAGCAUUUUGAGUUUAUUGACGAGACCGACGAUAUCGUCGAAUUUAAGUAAUUUACUACGUCGUUAUGCGUCUACUUCAAGAGAUACCUGCAACAUAUAUGAUCUCGUUGUGGUUGGUGGUGGAAUUGUAGGAUGUGCCACGGCGCGUGAAAUGUUAAUGAGACAUCCUAACUUAAAAAUAGCUAUUGUAGAAAAAGAAAAUGCCCUUGCGAAACACCAAACAGGCCACAAUAGUGGUGUCGUUCACGCUGGAAUAUACUAUAUGCCUGGUAGUAUAAAGGCGAAACUGUGCGUCGAAGGUUUAAAACUAUCCUAUGAGUAUUUUUGCAAGAAUGAUAUACCUCAUAAAAAGGUUGGCAAAUUAAUAGUAGCUCAGAAUCAGCAACAGGCUAAAAUGAUAAACAACCUGUUUGAACGAGGAACGAAGAAUAACGUACCUGAUCUUCAAUUAGUCGAUAAGGAUUGUAUCGCAAAUUACGAACCAAAAUGUAAGGGUGAGAAAGCCAUUUGGUCGCCAUGGACAGGAAUUGUGGAUUGGGCUUUAGUUUGUAAACACUUCGCUGCGGAUUUUCAAAAAAUGGGCGGUGAAAUAUUUCUUAAUUACGAAGUUACUGGAUUUGCAGAAAUGGUAGAAUCGCAAACUGGUGGACAAUUGGCACCUAUAGUCGUUCAAUCUAAAAAUAAGUGUAUUUCAACGAAAUACGUAUUAACAUGUGCUGGUUUACAUUCGGAUCAUUUAGCCGUCAUGACAGGAUGCGACCGCAGUCCACGAAUAGUUCCUUUCCGAGGCGAAUAUCUUCUUCUAAGUGAAAAUAAAAAACAUUUAUGUACAACGAACAUAUAUCCAGUACCUAAUAUACAAUUACCGUUCUUGGGUGUUCACUUUACCCCUAAAAUAAAUGGUGAAAUAUGGCUCGGUCCAAAUGCUAUUUUGGCCUUAGCUAGAGAAGGUUACAAAUGGACCGAUAUUAACAUAAAAGAUUGCAUAGAAAUGGCUAAAUUCCCUGGAUUAUAUAAGUUGUCCUUCAGGUAUUUUAUACCUGGAGUUAAAGAAGUUAUUAAAUCGAUAUUUUAUCCGUUGGCAAUAAAGGACCUUCAGAAAUUUAUACCAGAUAUUACAUAUAAAGAUGUAAAGAGAGGGCCUGCUGGUGUCAGAGCACAAGCAUUAGAUAGUGAUGGCAGACUAGUAGAUGAUUUUGUUUUUGAUAAUGGAACUGGUAAUAUUGGAUGCAGGGUUCUUCACUGUCGUAAUGCUCCUUCACCUGCUGCAACGAGUAGUAUGGCCAUAGCAAAAUACAUUGCUGAUAAACUUCAAAAUGACUUCAAGUUUUAAUAUUUUGCAAUAUGAUUGAAGAAUGUGAUAAAGUCGCUUAGCAAUGGAGGAAAUUCCAUUCUCUUGUACACAGCUAUUAUAUAGUUCAUAAUAGAAGCUGUUACGGUCCAAAAAAUAUAUCAUAAGAUUAUAAUAUAUUUUACUAUGUUAUUUCUGUGUAUCUGAAGUUUGUAUUUGGUACAUAUACCAUAUAUUACACCGUAUUCGUUUAUGAAACCCUUUUAUUGAAAAGAAAUAAAGAAGGAUUGAUAUUUUUAUAUUCUUCUAUUAAAUUUUUUGUAUAACAGCAAUUGAUGAUAAAUACCUAUCUACAUUCUAUUUUUUUGUAUAUAUAUAUAUAUAUAUACAUAUAUAUUUAUAUAAAUAUUUUGUUUCUA